AUGAAAGAAAAGCUAUCCAUUAAUGGAAGAAGUGCAGGGGGGUUGCUUAUUGGUGUUGUUGUGAACAUGAGACCUGAUUUAUUUAAGGCUACUAUAGUUGGAGUACCAUUUGUAGAUGUUGUAACUACAAUGCUUGGUCCAACUAUUCCUCUUACAACUGCAGAAUGGGAGGUUGUCAAGAGUGAUAUUCAGGAUGUGAUUGAUAAAGAUGGUGAGGGGUUCACUAUGGUCACAAAAAAAGCUGGAAAUGCAGGGACUACUACUGUGAAGGGGUACGGUACAGGUGAUAUUCAUCCCAAUGUUUCUGGAAGCAAAGAUAGUAAUUGGAAUGGAGGGAAUAACAAAAGAGGAAGCUAUAAUAGUGUUAAUAAGGGUAAUAAAGGUUGGAAUAACAGAAGUCAUAGUGGGAAUUGGAAUAGGGGGAGUGUUAGCCAUUGGAAUCAUCAAAAGAAACACAAGUUUGUUGCUGCAAAUAAUAAAUCUUUCAUUGUAGAUAAGCAGGGGCAGUCUUCUCCUGAUUCUAUGGAAAAGAUAUCAGCAGAAUCCUGUCCUACUUCUGAUCUGUUGGUCAAUAAUUCUGACAGUGGUCAAACUGAGGCUAUAGAAUCUAAGUGUGAUACCAGGGUGAAUUCCAAUCUUGGGAACCAUGAUUGUUUAAAUCCUAUGAAUGACAUCCUUGAUACCAUGGUGUUGAAAGUUCGUGCACACAGUGAAUCUUGUAGAGCUGUUAGAUUUAUCAAUGAAGGACUUGUGAUCGUCACUGGUUCUCCAUAUUGUUCUAUUCUUGCAAUUGAUAUUGAAACAGGAUCUCCAGUUAGUUAUGGAUGGAUGUUCAUACAAUUAGGGGACAAAUACCUGCUUCAUAAACAAAGCACAAAAUGGAUCACAGUUAUGACAAUGGUGCCUCCAAGGCUGGAAAAGGGUGCCGGGGUGUUAGAUAAGCCAGUAAUAGAGAAAACAACUCCUGGAAGAGAGAAAUCAAGGGAAAUGGCACCACCAUAUAGAGUGAUGCUACACAAUGACAACUACAACAAGAGGGAAUAUGUUGUGCAAGUGUUGAUGAAGGGUGGAAAUAUCUCUGCAAUUACAUGUGAUUUAUCAGAAUUAUGUAAAGAUUGGUUAUCAAUUUUAAUGAUUAUUACUUCUGCACGAUCUUCAAUUAGCAUAAGACACUUGGAGAAAGCAACAGUGUCUACUGGAAAAGAAGGCUUGUUAUCUGAAGGGAAUGGUCUACUGGAAAAGAAGGCUUGUUACAUUUUUGGUUCUUGUUCCCAACUUUACUUGGAACAGGGGCCAAAAUUAACUAGAAUUGGUCGAGAUGCAGUUUUAUAUGUUGAGUCGCUCAUUGAGUCAAUCAUGGGAGGAUUUGAAGAGCUAACCAACAUUCUUGAUUCUGAAGGAGCUUCUACCAGAAGUCAGCUGAAACUACAAAUGGCUUUUGAUGGGCAGGAAAGAUAUAUGAAGAGAUCUUGGGAGCCAAGUGAUAAAGCUGAUCUUCACUUUGUCUACAAAGAUGUUGAAGGAGUAUCAACUCAAUGGGAUGAUAUUCAAAGAAAACUCAGGAACUUACCUCCUAAACCCUCUGCCUUCAAACCCGAUCCCUUCACUCCUGCAGAAGAUGAAGAUUCCAAAACUAAAACCAAAUCUCGGAUCGAUAAAAAGACAGAAGAACUCAAAGAUUUAGAAGAUGAUCUUGAUGAUAGUUGUUUCCUCAAAGAAUACAAGUACCUUCAACUCCCUUAA
Messenger RNA from Lactuca saligna, 1743 nucleotides. The record is from the annotation of a GenBank genome assembly. Lineage: Eukaryota; Viridiplantae; Streptophyta; Magnoliopsida; Asterales; Asteraceae.